This is a messenger RNA of Chenopodium quinoa (quinoa), 2046 nucleotides long. RefSeq names its product phosphoenolpyruvate carboxylase kinase 1-like. Gene Ontology annotation, cellular component: nucleus; cytoplasm. Gene Ontology annotation, molecular function: calcium/calmodulin-dependent protein kinase activity; calcium-dependent protein serine/threonine kinase activity; ATP binding. The transcript is spliced from 2 exons. The record is from RefSeq and is a predicted model, not a curated record. Lineage: Eukaryota; Viridiplantae; Streptophyta; Magnoliopsida; Caryophyllales; Amaranthaceae. Gene Ontology annotation, biological process: protein autophosphorylation; peptidyl-serine phosphorylation; intracellular signal transduction. The coding region runs from base 893 to 1756 and encodes 287 amino acids.
UAUUGCUUUUUUUUUUUUUAAUAGGAAAUAGUAGGUUUAUUACUUAAUUUUAAGCAAAUUUGAUCACUUUAAGUUACUAUGAAUAGUUGAAUACAAGUCAAACAGUAAAUUAGGAUGGGUCAAUUUUGUAUUGACUAAUGACUACUAAUAGAUGAUUACUAAAAGUACGGAUUCUCCUAUAUUCUAUUGGUAUAGUAUACGGAAUUACGGAGUCCUAGACUCCUAGUCUCACUAGACCACAACUACCACCCUUUUUUUUUUAUUUUUUUUUUUUUUAAAUAAAACCGAAAAAAUUUGUACAUACUCCAAAAUUACAGUUACAAUACCCUUAUCCACCGUUGGAUCACACCCCUCACCUGAUUUCUCUUAUUUUAUUGGGUUUUUAAUUUUUUUUUUCCGUUUUUUUUUUCAUUGGAAGAAUUUAUUUCACAUGGAGUGUAUAAAAUUUCCAACUUAUACUCCACGUAAAAUUUGAAGUACUCCUAAUUUAUAUCCGUCUUAUUCUAAAUCCGAACUCACAUAAUAAUUUAUUUAUUUAAUCCCUUACAAAUAUUUCCUUCUUUAACUUAAACUCUCACUCGAGCUACUUAGCUUGAAAUUUUAUUCAACUUGUACUCCAUGUGAUAAUUGGAAUACUGGUAACUUAUAUUCAUCUUAGAGAAUAAGGAAUUGCUCUAAUCGAUUUUAUUGCUCUUUAGACAUAAAAAAAAAAAAAAAACUUAUAUCCGUCUAAUCAUAAAUCCGAACUCACAUAAUAAUUGAUUACUUUCCCUUAUUUAAUCCCCCAGAAUAUUCCUUUCUCAACUUAAACACUCACUCACUCCCUCUCACUCAUACUCUCAAGUCUCAACCAAUACUCUCAUUUUCUCUCUCUCUCCUCCAUUAACAAACAAUGUUGAGCAGAGACUACGAAAUCAUCGAAGAAAUCGGCAGCGGUCGAUUCGGCGUCGUUUCAAAGUGCAAAUCCCGAUUAACCGGAGAAUUCUUCGCCGUUAAAUCCAUCAACAAAUCCUCUGUUUCCGGCGACACCAUCGAUUCUCAAUCCCUCAUCAACGAACCCAAAGCUCUCCUCCUUCUUUCUCUCUCCUCCACGUCAUCACCACCACCAUCUUCCUCCUCGUACAUCACUCGUCUUCACUCCACUUACGACACCCCCUCUCACCUCCACCUCAUCCUCGACUUCUUCCCUUUCCCCUCCCUUUACGACGUCGUUUCACUCCACCACCGAAUCCCCGAACCCGAAUCUCGCUCCAUCGCUUUCUCUCUCCUCCACGCCAUCCUACAUUGCCACCAAAACGGCGUCGUUCACCGCGACAUUAAGCCCGACAACAUCUUAUUCGACCCGGUUACAAAACGGGUCAAACUCUGCGAUUUCGGGUCAUCUGGGUUUGUCAACGACGGUGGGAGGAUGAGUGAGGUGGUCGGAACGCCGUAUUACGUGGCACCGGAGAUUCUAGAAGGAAAUGGGUAUGAUGAGAAGGUGGAUGUGUGGAGUGCUGGUGUCGUUUUGUAUGUAAUUCUUGCUGGAAUUCCGCCGUUUUAUGGAGAGAGAGUAGAAGAGGUUUUUGAAAAAGUUUUGAGGGGUAAUUUGAGGUUUCCUUCGAGGGUUUUUGGGAAUUUCUCACCUUCUGUUAAAGAUCUUUUGAGGAAGAUGAUUUGUAGAGAUGUUUCCAGAAGAUUCUCUGCUCAAGAAGCUCUUCGACACCCUUGGUUCAAUGCAAAUGGAGGGCAACCUACGACAACGACAAUGACAUGAAUCUACAUAAAAUUAAUACAAGAAGACAACAUAAGAGUAUAUAAUAUAUAUAUAAGAUGGUAACAAUGUUAAGUAGUAUUCUGUUUUUAGCUUUGCGAGGAAGUAAUGUAAAUCAAGUAAAAGUGUUUGGUAGUAGUUUUCAAGCUAUAAAAAGCCCGGUUUUCCUUCAACAUAGUGGCUUUUGCUUGGGUUUGUUUUUUAGGAGUAUAUGAGCAGCGAUAUGGUGUAGGCAACUCUAAUUUGGAAUAUAUUGUACAAAAACUACUAAUUGGAAUAUCUUCUGCUUUCUA